AUGGCUCGUGUGCUCAGAUUUGCUAUAGUUGCGUUGGCGCUAAUUACUGCUGCAGAACUAUGUAAUGGAUCUGAAGAUACGAACACAGCUGAGUCUGCUGACACUGGUGCUACAAAUACCUUCUACCAGCUUUGGUCAAAUAAUACAGCCAUGUGGUAUUAUAAUACAACUGCUAACAUGAGUCCACCAUGCCUCCUGGAAGUGCGCAAUUACAUUAACGAGACCAUGGUCAAUCUCACCGACUUGAUUAGAGACCCUCGCCAUCUAAGGCCAUAUACUGACCCUGAAGUUUGGCAAUUCUCAACCCGUAACUUAAGCCUAAUGUGGAUGACACAUGGCAUGCGCAAUCAAACUGAGGAGCUUCUCUACAGCAAUGAAAAUAAGUCCUGUGGUGUGGUUAAGUAUGAAUACGACAUUUGCUACGAUGUGGUGCAUUACCAUCUGCUGGUGGGAACUGAAGACCCUGACGGCGCUGCAAAAAAUUGUCAACCAAAAUAUGCGAACUAUACACAAUAUUCAAAAAAGGUAUAUCGUAACUGGUGCAAGAAGUACUUCCAAGCAGCUAAUGAUGCGCAAAUGAUUUCUUAA
Molecule: messenger RNA, 588 nt
Organism: Dermacentor silvarum
Lineage: Eukaryota; Metazoa; Arthropoda; Arachnida; Ixodida; Ixodidae
Exons: 5
Coding region: 1-588 (195 amino acids)
Source: RefSeq, a predicted model, not a curated record